Molecule: messenger RNA, 1661 nt
Organism: Ceratitis capitata (Mediterranean fruit fly)
Lineage: Eukaryota; Metazoa; Arthropoda; Insecta; Diptera; Tephritidae
Exons: 3
Coding region: 579-1304 (241 amino acids)
Source: RefSeq, a predicted model, not a curated record
AAUGGUUCAAAAGUGAUCAGAUGUGAUUUUUCCACAGUAUCUUUGCACUGCCUUGCGCUAUUCAGUCAUUCGUUUUGUGCUCGCUGUGAUUUAGUCGCUAUUUAAAUAUUUACGAAAUAAUAUGUUUUGAAAACUUUGCCUGUUUUGAACAACUGGCGGAAUACGCAACUACACAAGUUUGAUGAGAAGGCUUUUAGGCGUACGUAAAAAGUAAAUGAUGUCAUCAUUAAUUUGGAAGAAAAAGUUACACAACAUUUAAAUUAGAUGCAUCACACACACGAACAAAUAUAUACCUGUAACGAAAAUUUCAACGAUAUCUUUUCUCAUCGUACCGCAAUUGAUACACUAUAACGUUACGAAUACAAAAAAUCGAAUAGAAACUCCAAAGAGCAGCACUGUUCGUCACAACACAAAGAGCAAAAAUAUACCAAUUAAACACACCUCGAAAAGUGAAAAUAUAAUAGAAGCUCUGCUAAACAAAGCUGGACAUAAUUUGUAGAUAACAUCAGCUGGAAAGUAUAUUUGUUUUUCUUGGAUCAAAUUUGUGCAGAUAUUUCCAAAUAGAAGCCGCCCAUAAAAUGGCCACAAAUAGCAUAAAAUCAUAUAUUGUUUCCAAAUACCAAGGUUUAUGUAAUUACAUGGAGCGUGACACAAUCGGUACACAAGUCGCAAUUUAUGGCACUUCAGGCUUAAUGCUACUCAUUGCAUAUAUAAAACGUAAACCGGCUUAUUUAGUACGUCCUUUCAAAAAACCUUCUCAUAUACCGGAGAAACUAAUAAAUGAACGUGUUAUGCAUACUGGUCUUAUACGUGAUGUACAAGUUAAAAAUCAAGACACUAUUUUACUCAUAAGUCACCGACCACUUAUACCGAUAUUUGCUAGUAAGGAUCGUGUACUGCCAGUUAAGCUGCCAGGUAUUAAAGUGAAUGGCAAUGGUGUCUCUUGGCUGCAAUCAUGCGUCCUAGGUCAACGUGCCACUUUUAUACCAUUGGUGAAGAGUAAACGCGAUGAUUUUGUCGUAAGCCAAUUGUGUUUAGUGCAUCCACCCAAAGGUGGACGCCUCAUAGACAUAUCAGAGACUUUGCUGAAGUUAUGUUUUGCACGCUAUGCACCCGAUGAAGCAGCCGCUAUUAAACGUAAUAUCAAAUACUAUGACCAUCUUAAGAAGGUGGAGGCGAGUGCAUUAACUAAACAAUCGUGGUUCUUUUGGUUAGCUAAACAUCCAUCGUUGUGGAGUACACUGCGCGAAGCAAAAGCUAAGGUGUUUUCAAAGAAGACAUUGUUACCGGAACUUGUGCGCUGAACAACUGUAAAGGAAAUCAGCAAACAGCAUUUGAUCACUUGGCGCAGCUAAAGCGCUAAUACAAUAAGAAGUAAUGGGUGCGUUGGAAAAUGUCAAUUUAUAUUGCACAUUCUACAGUUUUUGCGUACACCAGCAUGGAAAAUAUAGCGUUUAGAAAUACAUAUUAUAUUUGAGUGAUUGCAUAUUUGUUUUGUUUUAUUUUUUUAAAUUUUAUUUAAUUCCAUUUUUUAUUGUAUUGAAUUUCUUUUAAUAUACAUUUUUUUUACUUGUACUUACACAUGUAUACUUUCACAACCUGGCGCCACUUUGAUUUCAAUAAAUACCGUGCCUUAGACGGUGUUGUGUUUAAUUAAAAUU